Messenger RNA from Penicillium olsonii, 1305 nucleotides. NCBI's taxonomy places the organism in Eukaryota, Fungi, Ascomycota, Eurotiomycetes, Eurotiales, Aspergillaceae. The record is from the annotation of a GenBank genome assembly.
AUGGGUCUUAUGAUCAAGACUCAGUUUGGACUUGGGGUUCUGUCCAUACCCCAGGUGUUCGAUUCGCUGGGGAUUGUCCCGGGUAUCAUAUGCGUGAUAGCCAUCGCAGCAGUAACAACUUGGUCAAAUUAUGUUAUCGGCACCUUCAAGUUGAAUCAUCCUGAAGUCUACUCAAUUGACGAUGCGGGAAACUUGAUGUUCGGUCGAGUGGGACGCGAGAUCCUAGGGUUCGCGGUUUGCAUCUACUGGAUCUUCGCCUGCGGCUCUGGCUUACUGAGCACAUCGAUUGCAUUGAAUGCAGUCUCGGCCCAUGGAACGUGUACUGCCGUCUUUGUUGCAGUUGCUGCAAUCGCUUCCUUCAGUGUGGGGAGUAUUCAAACACUGGGGAAAAUCAAAUGGACGGCCUGGGCUGGAGUGGUGACGGUUCUUGUUGCUGUUUUGAUUACGACAAUCGCGGUUCCUUUGCAAGGACGGCCCGAAGCUGCCUCUGAUAUUGAAAACUGGGAGUCGGACUACAAGAUCGUUGGUACCCCAUCUUUUGUGAAGGCAUUGACAGCUGUUGCGUCUACCAUAUUUGCCUAUGCGGGCACUCCUGGUAAGUUUUCAAGCUUCAACAGAUGUGCUUCCUGGCCAUUCCUCACUCCUUGUCCAGGAUUCUUCCCCAUCGCAGCGGAAAUGCGCGAUCCUUCCCAGUACACAAGAUCCUUGAUCGGUUGCCAAUUGGUUGUGACCUCAAUAUAUCUAUCAAUUGGGACUGUCAUCUACAUUUAUUGUGGCUCAUACGUUUCCUCGCCGGCCCUUGGAUCAGCCGGUACUCUGAUCAAAAAGAUUUCAUAUGGAAUUGCGCUCCCUGGCUUGGUCGUUAGUACAGUCAUGGUCUUGCAUUUCUCCAGCAAAUAUCUCUUUGUUCGCAUUUUACGAGGCUCCGUGCACCUAUCAUCCAACUCUUUCAAGCACUGGGCGACCUGGCUCGGGUGCACCUUCGCUAUAACCACCUCUUCCUAUCUCAUUGCCAGUGGAAUACCUAUAUUCCAAGAGCUUGUCUCCCUCAUAGGCGCCCUUCUCGGAACAUUCAUGUCAUUCCAGCCGAUGGGUUGCAUGUGGUUAUAUGACAAUUGGAAAGCCGGCAGGGAGAAGCCAACCUUCAGAUGGGGUUUCUUAUCUGCUUGGAACAUCUUGAUCAUUGUGGCUGGUACGUUCAUUAUGAUUGCUGGGACAUAUGCAUCUGUGGUCAAUAUUGUUGCUUCCAGCAAGGCAGCUUCUGGCUCUUCUGCGUGGUCGUGCGCCGACAAUUCGAAUUCGUGA